UUCUUACUUUUCUCACUCUUUUCCAAACCCCUUCUCUCUCUCACCUUCUUCUUCCCUCUUCACUUUCUCACUUCCAAGUUGAAGCUGUAGAAAACAAAACAACUUUCAUUGCAAAAUAUGGGUGCUUCGGACAACAACAACCACUUUCUUCAAGUUGUCUUCAAUAACUUCGACGUUCUUGCUCUACCCUUGGUUACGCUUGCUUACCCUUUAUAUGCUUCAAUUAAGGCGAUCGAGACCAAGUCUGCUGCUGAUGAUCAGCAAUGGCUCACGUAUUGGAUUCUGUAUUCCAUUCUAACACUCUUUGAGCUCACAUUUGCAAAAGUUCUUGAAGUGCUUCCCAUUUGGCCCUUUGCCAAGUUGAUAUUCAGUUGUUGGUUGGUUCUGCCUCAUUUCAAUGGGGCUGCAGUUGUGUACAGGAAUUACAUCAGACCAUUCUAUAUGAACCCGCAAAUCCCAAUUCCACAAGGCUCACAAAUCUGGUAUUUUCCCCAAAAGAAGUCCUUAUUCAGUGAGUCAGAUGAUGUUUUAAGUGCUGCUGAGAGAUACAUGGAAGAGCAUGGUACAGAAGCCUUUGAAAGACUUAUAAACAAGAAUGACAGACAGGCUAGGGCAAGGAGGAAUGGAAAUUACAUGAUCUUUGAUGACGACUAUAGAUAUUGAUCUUUGUUUUUGUUAUCUUAAAACAAGAUAUUAAACUUUGUUAAGGCAUCAUUGCUAAUAUUUCAUUUUAUCUUA
Molecule: messenger RNA, 738 nt
Organism: Vigna radiata var. radiata (mung bean)
Lineage: Eukaryota; Viridiplantae; Streptophyta; Magnoliopsida; Fabales; Fabaceae
Product: HVA22-like protein c
Exons: 5
Coding region: 118-663 (181 amino acids)
Source: RefSeq, a predicted model, not a curated record